Messenger RNA from Colletotrichum fioriniae, 591 nucleotides. Lineage: Eukaryota; Fungi; Ascomycota; Sordariomycetes; Glomerellales; Glomerellaceae. The record is from RefSeq and is a predicted model, not a curated record.
AUGUGGGAGCGUUGGCCGCCGAUGCCGUGGUGGCCGGGGGCUAAAUACCAUGAGGGCAGUAAGAAAUGGGUGGGCGACUGGUCCACGAUCGAGGGGCGUAAAAGCAUCACCGACAACCAGCAGCUGGAGAUGAAGCCAAUAAGUAUCUGCAGAAACAUCCUGGACUCUGUUACCGGGGAACCGAUUCAAGGUCGGUAUUUUGAAGCACAGCCACCCCGUAACCAGCAAUACCGGUCAUACCACGACAUGCUGCUCACCUAUGAAGCUGACACGGACACGAAUAGAUAUGGGGUAAUGAAUCCCACCAUUAACGUCAUGAAAACCUGGAGGACUGAGAAUCCCCAAGCUGGCCAGGCGGACCCGCCGCUUCUUCGGACACAGUGGAGAGCCCGGACGGGUGGGGCCGAUGGCGCAAAGUAUCGGUCCAAGGGGCAUCUUGAGAGCCGGAAGCGUACGCGCGAGGAGUACGCUGCGAACGAGGGGCUUGGGUAUGACGAUGAUUACGGGUGGUUGAGGAUCGAGGCGACAGAGAAGGAGAGCAAGGUGCGGGCUUGGCAUGAUAAGGCUAAAAGGAGGAAGAUGGACUGGUAG